This is a messenger RNA of Lactuca saligna, 1407 nucleotides long. The record is from the annotation of a GenBank genome assembly. NCBI's taxonomy places the organism in Eukaryota, Viridiplantae, Streptophyta, Magnoliopsida, Asterales, Asteraceae.
AUGCACAUUCGAUGUGUUGGCCACAUUUUAAAUUUAGUGGUGCAAGAUGGCAUAAAAAAAGUUGAUAAGGCGGUUGAGAUAGUUCGAUGGGCGGUUAAAUGGAUUAGGCAAUCGCCUUCUAGAAUUCAUAAGUUUACCGAGUUUGCUAAGGUUGCUAAUCCCGGUAUAACAAAACAUUUGAAGAGAGAUGUGCCAACAAGAUGGAACUCCACUUACCAUAUGUUGGAAAUUGCCCAAGCUUACGAAAAAACUUUCGAUAGAUAUGAUCUUGAGGAAUUUGAUUUUCGGUACGAAAUUGAAAAGGCGGGUUUGUCUAUACCUUCAUCAAGCGAUUGGGAAAGGGUUAGGAAUGUAUGUCAUUUUUUAAAACCUUUUAAUGAUGUUACUUUGAGGAUUUCGGGGACACUUUAUGUAACAUCAAACACAUGCAUUGAAGAUAUAUAUUCCAUUCGUACGCUCUUGGAUGAUGCUAUUUCCGAUUCUAGUGUUUGUGAUAUUGCAUUGGCCAUGAAAUUGAAGUUUCAUAAGUAUUUUGGCGACAUAGAAAAAAUGAAUUUAUUGCUCUACUUUGCUUUGAUUCUUGAUUCGAGGAACAAAGUAAAGUAUUUGGUUAUACUACUUGAGGAUCGUUAUGGAGAAAUUGGGGUGGAGGCCAAAAAGAAAUACAUCAUGGAUUUUAUGUAUGAAUUAUAUAAUGAUUAUAUAAGAAUUCAUUCUCCAAGUUCUACUUCAAGUACUGCCGAGUCUACCACUUCAUCAUCGAAACUAGGGAAACGCCAAAACCCGGAUUUUAUGGCACCUAAUCCCCCAUUGAGAAAUAAACUAAGAGAAAAGAUGAAGACGAACAUAGUUGAAUCAAUUGGGGAGUUAAAAAAGUAUUUGCAAGAAAGUGAUGAAAACGACUCAGAAAUGUUUAGUAUUCUAGAUUGGUGGAAAGUAAAUAGUCCCAGAUUCCCGAUUCUAUCAUUGAUGGCAAGAGAUGUGUUUGCCAUUCCCGUCUCAACCGUAGCUUCGGAAUCCGUUUUUAACACUAGUAGGAGGGUGUUGGAUCCGUCAAAAACAAGCCUAAAGACUAGCUUUUCAUCAAAAAUCUUUGAUUAUGAAAAUCAAAAGCUUCGUGAUGUUGCCAAGGAACGUUAUGAACUCUUCGUCGAACAGGUGAAUAAAACGAAGGAGUCUCAUGAUCUCAAAGUUGAUGGACUCAAAUCCUUGUUGUCGAAAGAUGUAAAUAAGAUGGAGGAAAACUAUAAUUUGUUUCAUGGCAAAUUGGAUGUCAUUGCUGGUGUCAUAACUCGAUUGGUUGAUUUCAACACCGAGUACACGAAACAGUUUGAUGCUAAGCUAGAGAAGGAUGCACAUAUGUUUGAAAAGAUGGAGGAAUUCAUGUAUGGAAUUAAGGAAUCUUAG